AUGACGACCGUAAAUGACAUUUUCAUACGUCCUAAUGACGUCAUUUCUAAACGCAAGCGUAACGACAAUAAUUCCGCCGAAAAUUUCGUAGAGAAAAAGAUCAAGAAGAGCUCUGCAAUGUCGUUGUGGCUUUCACCCGCUGCCCACAAUCGAGUCGUCAAGUCGACGAUCACGCCGGCAAAAAAUCAGAAGAAAAAAUUGUCAAGCGAAAAAUAUCCCUUUACGCAGUCGUAUAUUGAUGUGGGACAACGUAACUUUGGUACGCACGUGACCUGCCUCUCGUGUGGUUUAUUGUACACUGCUGGAGAAGAGGAGGAUGAAAAGGAACAUCAGAAAUUUUGCAAGCGGAUGAAGCGUGGCGUCUCGUUUUCAAAAUGGAAAACGGAGAGAAUUCUUAAGACGUUUUCGGACACUAGAGCACGGAUUUUAGAAAUCCGACGCGAGGAUCCUAGAUUUCAGGUAAAGAAGCUGCUGGAGAUCAAAGCAGUACUCGAUGACGCACUGGGGUUUGUCUUGGAGGACGUGUUUUUGCAACGCAGCCACUUUGUUUAUAUUCAAGACCAGCAGGUGGUUGGAUGUGUCAAUACGGAACGCAUCACUGAAGCUUUUACGCUGGACAAGAGCUUGUCAAACAUGGUGAAGGUUGACAAGGAGAGCUCCAUUGUUAAAAAAAGUGUUGUCACUGCAUCUGCCACGUCACAAUUUGCACUUGUCGGUAUUUGCCAGAUCUGGGUACACCCGUCGUAUCGCAAGAGGUCCAUUGCGACCCGACUGGUGGAUAUCGUACGUGAGAAGUCAAUCUAUGGCAUGCGAGUAGCCAAGAAUGUUGUUGCCUUUGCACAACCGACACGGAUUGGUCUGCAGUUUGCGCAGAAGUACAUGAGGCCAUACGACGUGCUUGUUUAUUGA
Peronospora farinosa is the source of this 909-nucleotide messenger RNA. Lineage: Eukaryota; Oomycota; Peronosporomycetes; Peronosporales; Peronosporaceae. The record is from the annotation of a GenBank genome assembly.